Messenger RNA from Spinacia oleracea (spinach), 1653 nucleotides. RefSeq names its product RHOMBOID-like protein 8. Lineage: Eukaryota; Viridiplantae; Streptophyta; Magnoliopsida; Caryophyllales; Amaranthaceae. Gene Ontology annotation, biological process: proteolysis. Gene Ontology annotation, molecular function: serine-type endopeptidase activity. Gene Ontology annotation, cellular component: membrane. The transcript has 6 exons. The record is from RefSeq and is a predicted model, not a curated record. The coding region runs from base 268 to 1395 and encodes 375 amino acids.
GACUCCUAAAUAUUGAUGCUUAGCAGUUAACACUCACAAACAAUCAUCACUCCCAGUAUAAUCUGCAAAUUUGUUCUCAAAUUUCAUGCUCUGAAAUCCUAACAAACCCUGAAACAAAACCCCCCCACCAACAAGCCACUCUGUAAUCGACUAAACCCACAACUAAUUUCAUCACAGAUUCUCAACCAAAACCCUAUAAUCAAGUGAAAUCAUCAACCAAAAACCCUAAUUACAAGUUCAAACUCCAAUACCCACAAAGGAAAAUCAAUGGAUUUCUGGACAAUGCAGGAAGCCCAGAUUGAUAUUAAGGAUUUCGACAAAAAUGGCGUCGUUGAGGAACCAGCAGGGGAAAAACAGAGGAUUCCAUUCUUUGGGUCAAUGUCGAAGAACAAGGAGACUACCUGGGUGAUCUCACUCUUCGUGUUUGUUCAUCUUGUUGCGUUUUUCUGCACUAUGAUUGUCAAUAAUUGCUGGAGUAAGUCGCAUGGAGAUUGCACUUUGAUGUUCUUUCAACCUCUCUCUGAGAACCCUCUUCUUGGUCCUUCCUCUUCUGCGUUGGAUCGCAUGGGAGCACUCCGAAGAACAUAUCUGGAUAACAUUCAUGGAGUGUGGCGCCUCUUUACCUCCCCUUUGCUACAUGCUGGUGUAUUUCACCUUGUUGUCAGCCUCUCCAGUUCUAUCUUCAUAGGGAUUAAUCUGGAGCAGAAAUAUGGACCAUUGAGGACUGGAAUCAUCUACAUUUUGUCGGCCUUAGCUGGUAGUUUGAUGGCCACACUCUUUGUCCGAAACAUCCCUGAGGUUUCCUCCUCUGCUGCUCUCUUUGGUUUGAUUGGUGCUUCAGUAUCAGGGCUUAUUCGAGACUGGAAAUCAUAUGCUGAUAAGUUUUUGGCUGUGUUCGCGCUGAUCCUGGUCUUUUCCAUCAAUUUCGCUCUUGGAAUGCUACCUUUCGUCGAUAACUUCUCAAAUAUUGCAGGAUUUAGUACUGGAAUCCUUCUUGGAUAUAUCCUGUUUUUCUCUCCACAACUUAGGAAGCCAGCUUUACACAAAGGCUUAUUUGAUUACGGUGUGAAGAAGUCCGUGGCAUUGAAGGAUAAGUUGGAUAGACCCGUGUUAAGGACUGUCUGUCUUUUCUUGUUUAUCGUCAUGGUAGCUGGCCUCGUUGUAGCAGCCCUAAGCAGCAUAGAUGUCAACAAGUACUGCAGUUGGUGCCACUAUAUUGAUUGUGUUCCUUCAAAAAAGUGGAUUUGCGAUAUGAAGAAUCCAGCUUGUAAGACCACGGAAAUCAAGGGGCAGACAGCAUUAAGGUGCUUGCGAAGUGACAACUUCAAGAUCUUGCCUUUCACUGACAUAUCAGCUACAAGAUUGAAGGAAUUGUGCAGUAUGAUUUGCUCUUAAGGAUAUCAUUGAAGGGAAUCGCUCGUUCCAGAACCAAUGUAUUCUGCAGUUUUGGUUGUAUAUCAAGUGUGAUAAACUGAUGAUAGGGAAAUUAUAGUUUUUUUGUUAGAAGUUAGAAUGCAUAACUACAUGUAAUGUCAGUAUGUCCAUAUCCUAUAGAUCAAUUCAAUUUUGCACAGAAGCAGCAACAGUUCGAUACUCGAUUCUCGAGUAAUAGAGUCGAAUUUUUGAGGAAAUGAAUAGGUGUUUUCUUGUACA